Molecule: messenger RNA, 945 nt
Organism: Psammomys obesus (fat sand rat)
Lineage: Eukaryota; Metazoa; Chordata; Mammalia; Rodentia; Muridae
Gene: Art1
Product: ADP-ribosyltransferase 1
Exons: 4
Coding region: 1-945 (314 amino acids)
Molecular function (GO): NAD+-protein-arginine ADP-ribosyltransferase activity; NAD+ poly-ADP-ribosyltransferase activity
Source: RefSeq, a predicted model, not a curated record
AUGAAGAUUCCUGCCAUGAUGUCUCUCCUAUUGGUGUCUGUGGGCCUCCGUGAUGGGCUUCAGGUGCAAAGCUACUCUAUCACACAACUAGACAUCUUUUCUCAAGAAGCACCCCUGGACAUGGCCGCAGCGUCCUUUGAUGACCAGUAUGCUGGCUGUGCAGCAGACAUGACAGCGGCUCUGCCAGAUCUCAACCACUCAGAGUUCCAGGCCAACAAAGUAUACGCGGAUGGUUGGGCUCUGGCCAACAGCCAAUGGCAGGAGCGCAGGGCCUGGGGGUCAUCGUGGGGCCUCAGCCCAACCCCCUUGCCCCCACCACCCCCGGGCUUCCGGGAUGAGCACGGAGUGGCGCUCCUGGCCUACACGGCCAACAGCCCUCUGCACAAGGAGUUCAAUGCCGCAGUGCGUGAGGCAGGCCGCUCCCGGGCCCACUACCUCCACCACUUCUCCUUCAAGACCCUCCACUUCCUGCUCACCGAGGCCCUGGACCUGCUUGGGAGCCACGGGUCCCGCGGGUGCCGGCAGGUGUACAGGGGGGUGCACGGCCUGCGCUUCCGGCCAGCAGGGCCUGGCACCACCGUUAGGCUGGGGGGCUUUGCUUCUGCGUCCCUCAAGAAUGUUGCCGCCCAGCAGUUUGGCAAGGACACCUUCUUUGGCAUCUGGACCUGCCUCGGGGUCCCCAUCAGGGGAUACUCCUUUUUCCCAGAAGAGGAAGAGGUGCUGAUCCCUCCUUUUGAGACUUUCCAGGUGGUCAAUGCCAGCCGACCUGCCCAGGGUCCCGCACGCAUCUACCUGCGAGCUCUGGGCAAACGCAGCACCUACAACUGCGAGUACAUCAAAGAAAAGAGGUGCAAGUAUGGGCCCUGCUGGCUGGAUAGCUCAGCCCCGGGCUCCCUCUCUGCCUCCUGUUCUCUCCUGCUGCUGCUGCUCUUGUUCCUUGUCUGA